Messenger RNA from Contarinia nasturtii (swede midge), 5431 nucleotides. RefSeq names its product bifunctional glutamate/proline--tRNA ligase (gene GluProRS). Bases 124 to 5349 code for a protein of 1741 amino acids. The record is from RefSeq and is a predicted model, not a curated record. Lineage: Eukaryota; Metazoa; Arthropoda; Insecta; Diptera; Cecidomyiidae. Gene Ontology annotation, biological process: translation; glutamyl-tRNA aminoacylation; prolyl-tRNA aminoacylation. Gene Ontology annotation, cellular component: aminoacyl-tRNA synthetase multienzyme complex; cytoplasm. The transcript is spliced from 10 exons. Gene Ontology annotation, molecular function: glutamate-tRNA ligase activity; proline-tRNA ligase activity; ATP binding.
UAUGUAAAGUGCAUGUUUUCCGUCUAAUAUUUUACGUGUGUUUUUCUAACAACCUAGCACGGCGACGUGUUGCAGUGUAAAAACCAUACUAUCGUAAAUCAAAUCGUUAAAAAAGUGAUUACAAUGUCACAAAAAAUAACUUGUAAUGUGAACAAUCCAGCAGUUGGUGGAUUGGCUGCCAUUGAAUUGGUGAAGGCAACAAAUCCAAUUGCAGUCGAAUGGGGAAAGGAGUCAACGAUUUCGUUCGGCAGUGAUACUCCGAAAUUUGUGUACAAUUCGGAAAAUGAUAUUUUGCGGUUUAUCGGUCGUGUUGCCGGAAAAUUCAAACUCUAUGGCUCGAAUCCAGUUGAGCAAACACAAAUCGAUCAAUGGCUUGCCUUUUCGUUAACACUCGGAAAUGAUUUGGCCAAAUCAUUAGCCUAUCUCGAAAAAUGUUUGGGUGCAUUGACCUAUUUAGUUACAAAUAAUUUAACGAUCGCUGAUUUGGCUGUAUUCUCGCAAUUGUCACGUCAAAUGGUGGCCGCAAAAAAAAUUGGAAUUCCAGUUUAUGUACAAAGGUGGUACAACCUGAUCGGAGCACAAGAGUGUGUGAAACAAGCCCAAGCUGCGUUGCCAGCUGAAGCGAAAAAAGCAUUGUCAACAGCUGCAGAAACAGCGACGAAUCGUCAAGCCACAGGUGAACGCAAACAAGAGGGAAAAUUUGUCGAUCUACCAAAUGCUGAAAUGGGCAAAGUCAUCGUCAGAUUUCCACCGGAAGCAUCGGGCUAUUUGCAUAUUGGACACGCUAAAGCUGCACUUCUCAAUCAACACUAUGCAAAUGCUUUUAAGGGAAAAUUAAUCAUGCGAUUCGAUGACACAAAUCCGGCCAAAGAGACAGUUGAAUUUGAGCAAGUGAUUUUGGGCGAUUUGGAAUUACUUGAAAUUAAACCCGAUUUAUUCACACAUACAUCAAAUUAUUUUGAUUUAAUGCUUGAAUAUUGUGAGCGAAUGUUGAAGGAGGGAAAAGCGUAUGUCGAUGAUACCGAACCGGAACAAAUGAAAAAAGAUCGCGAACAGAGAAUUGAAUCAGUUCACCGAAAUAAUUCAUAUGAGAAAAAUCUAAAAAUGUGGAAAGAAAUGUUGAUUGGAUCGGCUGCUGGCAAAAAGUGUUGUGUUCGCGCCAAAAUCGACAUGGGUUCACACAACGGUUGUAUGCGUGAUCCAACCAUUUACCGGUGCAAAGAUGAAGAACAUCCAAGAACGGGACGAAAAUACAAAGUGUAUCCAACAUAUGAUUUUGCGUGUCCAAUUGUUGAUGCUAUCGAAGGUGUUACACAUACACUGCGAACGACCGAAUAUCACGACCGUAACCCACAGUUUAAUUGGUUCAUCGAGGCACUCAAUUUGCGUCGGCCAGAAAUCUACGAUUACAGUCGAUUGAAUAUGACCAAUACGGUUCUAUCAAAACGACGAUUGACAUGGUUUGUUGACGAAGGUCUGGUCGACGGAUGGGAUGAUCCACGUUUUCCAACCGUGCGUGGUAUCCUGCGGCGAGGUCUUACAGUGCCCGGAUUACGUGAGUUCAUAAUCGCUCAAGGUAGUAGCAAGUCAGUUGUCUUCAUGGAAUGGGAUAAAAUUUGGGCAUUCAAUAAAAAAGUCAUCGAUCCGAUUGCACCGCGGUACACUGCCUUGACGCUGAAUAAAACGGUUGUUGUCAACGUGGCCGGUGUGACUAAAGCUGAACAGGUUCAAGUUGCCGCACAUCCAAAGAAUCCAGAAGUUGGUCAAAAAACUAUUUGGACCGGUCCACGCAUUCUGAUCGAUUACGAAGAUGCGGAAAUGUUGAAGGAAGGAGAAAACACGACAUUCAUCAAUUGGGGAAAUUUAUUGAUCAAGAAAAUCAAUCGGAAUGCAAGCAAAAAGAUUACAUCUAUUGAUGCCGUACCGAAUUUGGAGAAUAAAGAUUAUAAAAAGACAAUUAAAUUGACUUGGUUGUAUGAAGGCGCAUCGAAAGAUGAUUUCCCACCAACCGUUUGCGUCUACUUCGAACACAUUAUCAGCAAAGCAGUGCUUGGCAAAGAUGAAGAUUUCAAGCAAUAUGUUGCUAAAGAUACAAGAAGAGAGGUUCCAAUGUUGGGUGAUCCGGAAUUGAAGAAAUGCAAAGUUGGUGACAUUAUUCAACUGCAACGACGUGGUUUCUUCCGUGUUGACAAUGCUUAUGCUCCACCUAGUAUCCACACCGGCAAAGCAUCGCCGGUAAUUUUGUUCGAAAUUCCAGAUGGUUCACAGAAAUCAUCAACGGCAACAUCAGCGGCAGCCAAAGUCACAACGGCAAGCAGCAGUGCAUUGUCAUCGUCAGCCGAUGAUUUGAACGAGAGAAUCACAAAACAAGGAAAUUUGGUUCGUGAUCUUAAGUCUCAGAAGGCGGACAAAGCGAAAAUCGAUGCUGCGGUAAAAACUUUGUUGGCCCUUAAAACCGAUUUCAAAGCACAAACAGGCAAAGAUUGGACACCGAACGCUGCUCCAGUGAAAAAAGAGUCUUCACCAGUUUCGGGCGACUUGAACGACCAAAUUACAAAACAGGGAAAUCUCGUUCGUGACCUCAAGUCCAAAAAGGCUGACAAAUCAGAAAUCGACGCAGCUGUAAAGACGUUGUUGGCACUAAAAGCCGAUUUCAAAACACAAACGGGCAAAGAUUGGACACCGAACGCUGCCCCAGUGACAAAUGCAGCCCCAGUGAAAACAGAAUCAUCGUCAGUUUCGGGUGAUUUGAACGACCAAAUUACAAAACAGGGAAAUCUCGUUCGUGACCUCAAAUCCAAAAAGGCUGACAAAUCACAAAUCGACGCAGCUGUAAAGACGUUGUUGGCACUAAAAGCCGAUUAUAAAACCCAAACGGGCAAAGAUUGGACACCAAAUGCUGCCCCAGUGAAAACCGAACCAUCACCAGCUUCGGGCGACUUGAACGACCAAAUUACAAAACAGGGAAAUCUCGUUCGUGAUCUCAAGUCCAAAAAGGCAAACAAAGCCGAAGUCGAUGCUGCGGUAAAAACUUUGUUGGCACUUAAAGCCGAAUUCAAAGCGCAAACUGGAGCUGAUUGGUUGCCAGGAGCAAUUGCCCCAGAAGUCAAGCCAAUUGCUGUAGCUACACAAGCACAAGCUGGUGAUAUUGUUCAAAAAAUUGUGAGCCAAGGUGAUUUGGUGAGAGAUUUGAAAACAAAGAAAGCCGAUAAAUCGAAAAUUGAUGCUGAAGUAAAAACGUUGCUUGCUUUGAAAGCGGGAUACAAAGCUCAAACUGGUCAAGAAUACAAACCAGGCGCAACAGCACCAGUAACCAGUGCUCCACCACCGUCUACUCAAAAUAAUGCUAGCCAAUUGAAUGGAAAAAUCGCUGCCCAAGGCAAUGCUGUACGUGAUUUGAAAGCACAAAAAGCUGACAAAUCAAAAAUUGACGCUGAGGUGAAAACACUAUUGGCAUUGAAAACAGAAUACAAGACAUUGACAGGAAACGAUUGGAAACCUGAUGCCGCUGCAAACGCUAAAGCAACGUCAACUCCACCGACCACAAUGGAACAACCACCAUCAAAUGAUGCUACACAAUUGAAUGCUCAAAUAGCUGAACAAGGCAAUACUGUGCGCGUGUUGAAAGAACAAAAGGCCGACAAAGCGAAAAUCGAUGCUGAAGUUAAAACACUAUUGGAUUUAAAGGGCAAGUAUAAGGCGUUGACGGGUCAAGAUUGGAAACCAGAAGGUGAUGCUGGUAAAACACCACGCUCAAAGGCUCCAAAACCAGCAAAAGAGGCCAAACCAAAACCGGCCGAAAAAGAGAAACCAGCCGAUGGUGGAGUGAAAAAAGUAACGCGUUUAGGCUUGGAGGCAACGAAAGAAGAAAAUUUACCCGAAUGGUAUUCGCAGGUAUUAACCAAAGCUGAACUCAUCGAAUAUUAUGACGUGAGUGGUUGUUAUAUUUUGCGCGAUUGGUCAUUUGCAAUUUGGAAAGUCAUUCAACGCUGGUUUACCGAUGAGAUCGACAAAUUGGGCGUAAAAGAAGUGUAUUUCCCAAUGUUUGUAUCGAAAGCGGCGUUAGAAAAAGAAAAAGCACAUAUCGCUGACUUUAGUCCGGAAGUUGCAUGGGUCACAAAAUCGGGUGAUUCGGAUUUGGCUGAACCAGUUGCGAUACGUCCUACAUCCGAAACGGUUAUGUAUCCUACCUUUGCCAAAUGGAUUCAAUCCUAUCGGGAUCUUCCAAUCAAAAUCAAUCAAUGGAGCAACGUUGUGCGGUGGGAAUUCAAGCAUCCGCAGCCAUUCUUGCGAACACGAGAAUUUUUAUGGCAAGAGGGACACACUGCCUAUGAAAAGAAAGAAGACGCUGAUGCUGAAGUUCUUACCAUUUUGGAUCUUUAUUCGCGUAUUUACUCAGAACUAUUGGCUGUGCCCACAAUGAAGGGAAGAAAAACUACAAAAGAAAAGUUUGCCGGUGGAGACUAUACGACAACUGUUGAAGCCUACAUUUCAGCAAGUGGAAGAGCCAUUCAAGGCGGCACAAGUCAUCAUUUGGGUCAGAACUUCUCGAAAAUGUUUGAAAUCAUCUACACAGAUCCAGAAACAAAAGAGAAGAAAUAUGUAUACCAGAACUCAUGGGGUCUAACAACACGUACGAUUGGUGUUAUGAUUAUGAUUCACGGCGACAAUAAAGGUCUUGUUUUGCCGCCAAAUGUGGCUUCGAUUCAAGCCAUCAUUGUGCCAUGCGGUUUGACAGUCAAUACCAAACCAGAGGAGAAAGAAGAGCUGUUGGCCAACUGCAAAUCACUGCAAGCGACUUUGAAAGCAGCUCAAGUUCGUGUUGACGGAGAUUAUCGCGAUAAUUACUCACCCGGCUGGAAAUUCAAUCACUGGGAAUUAAAAGGUGUACCAAUUCGCAUUGAACUCGGCCCGAAAGAUAUGAAGGCAAAACAAUUGGUUGCAGUUCGACGUGAUACUGGAGAAAAACUAACGAUUCAAUUGAGCGAAGUGUCAACGAAAAUUCCAGCUUUGCUUAAACAAAUCCACAGUGACAUGUUUAACAAGGCAAAGAAGGAAUUCGACGAACAUAUCGAUAUUGUUCACAACUGGAGUGAUUUUGUUGGUGGAUUGUCAAAGAAGAGUUUACUUUUGACCCCAUUCUGUGGAGAUGAAACCUGCGAAAAACACAUCAAAGACAAUAGCGCCAAUAAUGAAGCCGAUACCGAAGUUGGUGCAUUGGCAAUGGGUGCAAAAUCAUUGUGCAUACCGUUUGAUCAACCAAAAUCAAUCGAAGCGAACACAAAAUGCAUCAAUCCGAAUUGCACACUCAAACCAUCAGCCUAUACUCUUUUCGGCAGAAGCUAUUAAAAUUUCGCAUUUGGUUUUGAUUAAACACUUUUAUCAACUUUUAUUUCCUUUACAAUAAAUCAAUUUUGUUUUACUUUAUCAA